AUGCGAAAUGGAAUAAGAGAACUUUUGUCGCACUUGUUUAAUAUCUAUCUAUCUAUCUAUCUAUCUAUCUAUCUAUCUAUAUUUAUUUAUAUAUAUAUAUAUCCCAGUCUGUUCCCUAUCUAUCUAUCUAUCUAUCUAUCUAUCUAUCUAUCCCAGUCUGUUUCUUAUCUAUCUAUCUAUCUAUCUAUUUAUCUAUCUAUCUAUCUAUCUAUCUAUCCCAAUAUCAAGGUUCAUAAGGGUUAUUUAUUCGAUUCACACUCCGGGUAUUUCGGCGUGAAUUAUCUAUCUAUCUAUCUAUCUAUCUAUCUAUCUAUCUAUCUCAUCUAUCUAUCUAUCUAUCUAUCUAUCUAUCUAUCUAUCUAUCUAUCUAUCUAUCUAUCUGGUGUGACUUAUCUAUCUAUCUAUCUAUCUAUCUAUCUAUCUAUCUAUCUGUCAGUCGGGAAUCAUCUAUGUAUCUAUGUAUCUAGAUGGUGUGAAUCAUCUAUCUAUCUAUCUGUCGUGAAUCAUCUAUCUAUCUAUCUAUCUAUCUAUCUAUCUAUCUAUCUAUCUGUCGUGAAUCAUCUAUGUAUCUAUCUAUCUAUCUGUCGUGAAUCAUCUAUAUAUCUAUGUAUCUAUCUGUCGGGAAUCAUCUAUGUAUCUAUGUAUCUAGAUGGUGUGAAUCAUCUAUCUAUCUGUCGUGAAUCAUCUAUCUAUCUAUCUGUCUGUCUGUCUGUGAAUUAUCUAUCUAUCUAUCUAUCUAUCUAUCUAUCUAUCUAUCUAUCUAUCUAUCUAUCUGUCGUGAAUCAUCUAUCUAUCUAUCUGUCUGUCUGUCGUGAAUCAUCUAUGUAUCUAUGUAUCUAUCUGCUGUGA
Messenger RNA from Acanthosepion pharaonis, 849 nucleotides. NCBI's taxonomy places the organism in Eukaryota, Metazoa, Mollusca, Cephalopoda, Sepiida, Sepiidae. The record is from the annotation of a GenBank genome assembly.